Molecule: messenger RNA, 1420 nt
Organism: Physcomitrium patens
Lineage: Eukaryota; Viridiplantae; Streptophyta; Bryopsida; Funariales; Funariaceae
Product: thylakoid lumenal protein TL20.3, chloroplastic
Source: RefSeq, a predicted model, not a curated record
CCCGAGAACUCUGUCCCCUUCCUCGUCCCCCUCCUCCGUUCCCCAGGAAUAGAUAGAGUGAUCCGCUGCGUGGCCGCAGUCUCGUCUCAUCAGUUUGUAGCACUACUUGGAGCUGCUCUUGCUUCCCACAGCGUCGAAUCAUCGCACUUGACAGUGAUUUCCCGAGUUGGGUUUCUGUGUACCGGUGCUGCGAACGUGCUGUGAGAAAAUUCCGGCUUCAUGGCAUUGAGAGCAGCGUCUGUGGGUGCAACAGUGCCUGGAACUUGCAGUUCCGGUUCUGUCGGUGCGUUCUCAGCGUCGAAGGCGUCGGCGUCCAAGUUGUAUCAGUCUCAAGGGGUUCAGUUUCGGAAGAGCCUGCGAGGUGACGCUUGCGUGUGCGAGGUUUCGGAUCACAAUGACGUGGGUGCUGGCGAUGCGUCGUCUUGCGCAUCAGAGAAGCGUGGAGGACUGCGUCAGGCUAUGGCUGCAGCGCUAGCCGCCGCUGCUGUGCUGGGAACAAGCACAGAUUCGUUGGCUGACUUGAAUUCCUUAGAGGCUAAUACGCGGGGGGAAUUCGGAAUUGGUUCAGCAGUCCAAUUCGGUUCCGCGGAUCUGAAAAAAACGCAACAUGCCAAUGAGAAUUUCAGGCGAGGCAACUUCACGUCCGCGGACAUGAAAGAAGCCAACUUCAGUAACAGCACUUUCAAUGGGGCCUACUUGGAGAAGGCCGUUGCGUACAGAACCAACUUCUCAGGUGCUGAUCUCAGCGACACUCUUAUGGAUCGCAUGGUCUUGAACGAGGCAAAUCUGAGCAACGCACUGUUGGUUAGGGCAGUGCUGACAAGAAGCGAUCUGGGAUCGGCUAUUAUCGAAGGUGCUGAUUUCAGUGACGCCGUGUUGGACCUCACUCAGAAGCAGGCAUUGUGCAAGUACGCGAGUGGAACGAACCCAGUUACCGGCAUGAGCACUCGGAAGAGUUUGGGUUGCGGUAACGCUAGGCGCAAUGCCUACGGCUCGCCGUCUUCCCCAGAGCUUAGUGCACCACCUCCGAUCUUGCUGGACAAGAACGGUUUCUGCGACAACUCGACUGGCAAGUGCGACCGUCAGGGCGAUUACUAAACCCAUGUUUAUCUCGGCAGUAUUCAUGGAAGCUUGCAUAUUUCAAACUCAGCAUGUAAAAUCGAGCGUGGAGGAUCAUUGUUGCAUACAACGGAGUGCGGACAUGAGGUAUUGGUAGACUUGAUUUUGCUAUAGUCUUCCUCAGGACCUAAGUUAUGUGUGGUGUGAGGCAGGAAAAUGCUUUCGAGUUGCAAACAGUGGAAUAGUAUGAGGAGGAUGAAUUCUCCAUUGCAGUUCGGAUUUAGUACCUCAGCCUGUGUCUCACGUGUAUGAUAUGUACUUCGCUAACUAUUAUUUAAAAGUGAUGAUUUGAUCUGAUUAU